Pongo pygmaeus (Bornean orangutan) is the source of this 1604-nucleotide messenger RNA. RefSeq names its product ribonuclease P/MRP subunit p38 (gene RPP38). Gene Ontology annotation, cellular component: fibrillar center; ribonuclease MRP complex; nucleolar ribonuclease P complex. The coding region runs from base 659 to 1510 and encodes 283 amino acids. Gene Ontology annotation, molecular function: ribonuclease P RNA binding; ribonuclease P activity. The transcript has 3 exons. The record is from RefSeq and is a predicted model, not a curated record. Lineage: Eukaryota; Metazoa; Chordata; Mammalia; Primates; Hominidae. Gene Ontology annotation, biological process: tRNA 5'-leader removal.
CGAGCGCUUCCUCCCCGCCCCGUCGCGUCUGGGAGGCGAGGCCAGGAGGCGAGGGCUCUGCGCACGCGCGGCGCAGGCGCACUGGGAGCCGGUGCUGUUGCCUUCAGGUGACCACGGAUUCGCCGUCGUGAGUUCCAGGUGGGCGCGCGGGGCCCACGUAGGGCAGUAGGCCAGCCCCGGGGGGAUCGGGCCCGAGACUCUGCGGAAUCUGGAGGCCGACGCCUGCGCGCACGCAGGGUCUCCGCUGCUUCCCCAACGCCUCUUGCGGGGCCGCAGGACCCGCCGCCUUCCCGGUUGGGCCGCCCAGUCCCGGGCCGGGCGCGUGCACCCAGAGUUUCCGCGCUUCUAGUCCGGCUCCUCUGCUGGAUUGCAGCGCCAGCUGGGCACCAGGAGUACAAAGCGAAAACCCCACGCCGGCCCUUCUGUUCUCCACGGUCUCCAAGGAGACACGGACAACAGAACAGCACUUCCGUGUGCUAAAUAGUGAAGCACCAAGGUACUCGAUCCAGGGGCGGCGUGCAGUGGGGAGACAGGGUCAGAUGUGUUACCGGGCUGGAGUGUGGUGGCACAAUCGCGCUCACUGCAGCCUUGACCUCCUGGGCUCAAGUGAUCCUCCCACCUCAGCCUCCCAAGUAGCUGGGACUACAGGAUUUUCAAAAUGGCUGCAGCUCCUCAAGCACCGGGGCGGGGAUCUGUCCGUAAGACGAGACCUCUGGUUGUGAAGACGUCGUUGAACAACCCAUACAUCAUCCGCUGGAGCGCUCUGGAGAGCGAGGAUAUGCACUUCAUCCUACAGACGCUUGAGGACAGGCUUAAAGCUAUUGGACUUCAGAAGAUUGAAGAUAAGAAGAAAAAGAACAAAACACCUUUUCUGAAAAAAGAAAGCAGAGAGAAAUGCAGCAUUGCUGUUGAUAUUAGUGAGAAUCUGAAGGAGAAGAAAACAGAUGCUAAGCAGCAAGUGUCAGGGUGGACGCCUGCACACGUCAGGAAGCAGCUUGCCAUUGGCGUUAAUGAAGUUACCAGAGCCCUGGAAAGGAGUGAACUGCUCUUAGUUCUGGUGUGUAAAUCAGUCAAGCCUGCCAUGAUCACCUCACACUUGAUUCAGUUAAGCCUAAGCAGAAGUGUCCCUGCCUGUCAGGUCCCCCGGCUCAGUGAGAGGAUCGCCCCCGUCAUUGGCUUAAAAUGUGUUCUAGCCUUGGGGUUCAAAAAGAACACCACUGACUUUGUGGAUGAAGUAAGAGCCAUCAUCCCCAAAGUCCCCAGUUUAAGUGUACCAUGGCUUCAAGACAGAAUCGAAGAUUCUGGGGAAAAUUUAGAGACUGAACCUCUGGAAAGCCAAGACAGAGAGCUUUUGGACACUUCAUUUGAAGAUCUGUCAAAACCUAAGAGAAAGCUUGCUGACGGUCAGCAGGCUUCUGUAACAUUACAGCCCCUUAAAAUAAAGAAACUGAUUCCAAACCCUAGUAAGAUAAGGAAACCACCCAAAAGUAAAAAAGCUACUCCAAAGUAAUCUUGCAUAAACUUGUCAUGUCAUACAGUUGGUGAAAGGACACCUUGUAAAGAAGAAGCCUUGAAACUAAUAAAAUGAGUUAUAUUUACAUAGA